UUUUCAUGUCAAAAUGGUGUAUCUUGCUGCUUUUUCCUAUGGUGUAUAGUCUACUGCUUUUUCCUAGGAUUUUUGCUGGCAUCCUUAGCGGUUAUUGUUCCAAGACGAGUGGACUUACCUUAUGUAUUACAUGUAUGAUUGUAUGAUAUCAGGAAACAAGCUUGGUGUUGUUAAGAUGGUGGACAAAGAGUGGGUGCGUUUGAAUAGGUAAUAGAAAAACUUUUUUAGACAACUAUAGAUAAACUAGUUACAUAUUCUUAAAACAUUUAACACACUUGGCUUGUACAUUUGUAGAUGCACUGACGAGUAUAUGAACGCAGCAUUGAACUUUGUGGAGAUGGCUAAUCAAUACGCAGGAUAUUUAGGAAAGAUUCUAUGCCCUUGCAAACAUUGUCGGAAUUUGAGUCACCAUUCUGUUGAUGAUGUUUAUGAACACUUGGUCAUAAAUGGAAUGGAUCCUACAUACACAACUUGGUUUCAUCAUGGGGAGGAACCAAGUGCUGCACAAAAACCUAAAGAAGCGAAAAUGUCAGAUGCACAUAACUUAUAUAGCGCGACUUAUGCACGAGAUGCAGACCAUCUUGAACCACUUGACGAAGCUAGAGAUGAGGUCUUUGCAAAAGCAUUAGAGGAUGCAGAAACUCCAUUAUACCCUGGUUGUGAAAAAUAUACGAAGUUGUCGGCAAUUGUUACUUUGUACAAGAUCAAAGCUGAAAAUGAAUGGACAGAUGAGAGUUUCACUAUUCUUUUGGGGAAGCUUCAGGAUAUGUUCCCCAUGGAUAAUACAAUGCUAUGUUCUGUUCGUGCAGUUAGAAAGUUCCUUAAAAAAUUUGAAUUGGGUUACGAGAAAAUUCAUGCAUGUGUGAAGGAUUGUUGCUUAUUUAGGAAAGAGAACGCAGAAUUAGAGAACUGUCCAAAAUGUGGUCGUUCGAGAUGGAAGGUAGACGUACGCACAAAGCAAAUAAAAAAAGGGGUUCCUGCCAAAGUGUUGAGAUAUUUUCCUAUAAUUCCAAGGUUUCGGAACAUGUAUAGGUCAUUUGAAGUAGCUAAAGAUUUGGUAUGGCACCAUACUCAUAGAAGCAGUGAUGCCAAGAUGCGACACCCGGUAGAUUCACCAACUUGGAAAACAAUCGAUGAUAAGUGGCCAUCUUUCUCAGCAGACCCACGGAAUCUAAGACUUGGUCUUGCUACCGAUGGUUUCAAUCCAUUCCGAAAUUUGAGUUCGACGUAUAGUUGUUGGCCUGUUAUGCUGGUUAUGUACAACUUGCCACCUUGGUUAUGGAUGAAAAAGGAAAAUGUUUUGUUGACAUUAUUGAUCCCAGGACCUAAGCAACCGGGUAAUGAUAUUGAUGUAUAUCUACGACCUCUUAUCGAAGACCUACAGAUUUUGUGGACCAACGGAGCACCUGUUUAUGACAGGUUCACUAACUCUACAUUCAAUCUGAGGGCCAUUUUGAUGUGGACAAUGCAUGAUUUUCCAGCAUAUGGAAAUGUUGCCGGGUGUAUGACUAAGGGUAAAUUUGCGUGUCCUAUAUGUGGUGAAAAUACUCAUUUUCUAUGGCUGAAAUUUAGUAGGAAAACUGUGUAUUUGUGCCAUAGGUGCUUUCUUCCACCAUCUCACCCCUUUCGGAAGAAAAAAUCAUGGUUCGAUGGAAAGGAAGAAAAGGGGAAAAAACCUAGAAUCAUGACUGGAAAACAAAUUUCGGAAACUCUGAAAGAUAUGAAGAAUGAUUGGGGGAAAGGUGGAGAAGGAAAUAAAAAACGAAAGCGGGACAAUGAAGAUAAACAAAGGUGGAAAAAGAGGUCAAUCUUAUUUGAUUUAUCAUAUUGGGAGGAAUUGCUAGUGCGUAAUAACUUAGAUGUGAUGCAUAUCAUUAAAAAUAUUAUUGAGAGCCUUAUUGGCACGCUGUUGGAUAUUAACGGAAAAUCCAAGGAUGGUUUAAAUGCUCGCAAGGAUAUGCAAGAUUUGGAAAUAAAGCACGACUUGCAUCCCGAAGAUCGAGGGUCUAGGACAUAUCUUCCUCCAGCUUCCUAUACACUUUCCAAGGAUGAAAAGCGAAUAUUUUGCAAGAGGUUGUUUGACUUAAAAGUACCUGAUGGGUAUAGUUCAAAUAUUGGGAAUUGUGUAUCAAUGGAUGAAUUGAAGGUCACAGGUCUCAAAUCUCAUGAUUGCCAUGUGCUAAUGCUUCAGUUGUUGCCUGUAGCCUUAAAGGGGUUACUACCAACUGGACCCAGAAAUGCGAUACUUCGCCUUUGUGCAUUCUUCAAUAAAUUGUGUCAAAGAGUUAUUGAUCAAGAAGAAAUGGCAACCCUUGAGGAUGAGGUGGUUGAAACGUUAUGCAUGCUUGAGAGGUUCUUUCCACCUUCAUUCUUUGAUAUCAUGGUGCACUUAACAAUUCACUUAGGACGAGAAGCACGACUUUGUGGGCCAGUCCAAUAUCGUUGGAUGUACCUUUUUGAGAGACAUAUGAAGAUAUACAAACGAAGUGUUGGGAAUCAUGCACGACCUGAAGGUUGUAUAGCAGAACGCUACCUUGUAGAAGAGUGUAUAACAUUUUGCAGCCGACACAUGAAAUCUGUGGAAACAACCAAUAGGGGACCUCGCAAUCAAGAUUUUGAGAACGAUGUAAUUCUCGAAGGUCGUCCAAUAUCAGCUGCCACAUCCAUCACAUUGACUGAUGAAGUUUUAGAAAGUGCACAUCGUUACGUUUUAUUCAAUACAGCCAUAGUGGAACCUUAUUUGGAGAUGCAUAUAGAGGAGUUAAAGAACUCAGAUGCCAGCCUUGGUCUUCAAAAAAAUAAUAGUUUACUUUUGAAAAGGCACGCUGACAACUUUUCAAAAUGGUUGAGGGAAAAGAUUCAGGUAAAAGCAUGCACAAAUAAUGAAUUGGAGAUACUACAAUGGCUUGCUAAUGGUCCUAGAAAGCAUGCCAUGAGUUAUACGGGUUAUAUCAUCAAUGGGCAGCGGUUUCACACAAAGGAAGCUGAGAAAUCAACCCAAAAUAGUGGUGUUUCUAUUGACGCGGCAACUCUGUGUAGAUCAAGUGUGAAGGACAAUGCACAAGUCGUUGAUGUAGUUUCAUACUACGGGGUGAUUAAAGAUAUAAUUUUGUUAGAUUAUCACACAUUUCAACUACCGAUGUUCAAGUGUGACUGGGCAAACAUUGGCCAUGGUGUUAGGAUGGAAGAUGGUUUUACACUUGUUAACCUACAUCAAAGUCAGACCCAAUAUGACAAAGAUCCAUUUAUCCUUGCAUCCCAAGCAAAGCAAGUUUUUUAUUCAAGGGAAACCGAAUCUUCAAAUUGGUAUGUUGUGCUAAAGGCACCUCCUAGGGGAUUUUAUGACUUGGAAAUGUACGAAGAAACUAUGGAUACAUCUUCUAGGCCGCAAGAUGUUUCAGCCCUUGGUAUGAACGAUGAUGAUGAUGAUGAAAGGACAGCUAAUGUUAGAGGAGAUUGUGAGGAUUGUAACAUGUAUAUCCAGCCUAGGCACUUGUCCAAAAUGUUGACAAGCUAUGAAAGGUUAAAGCAGAAAAAAAUGGAUCAAAACUUAGUACAAUUGAGGGCUGCUGGAGUCAAGAAUGUGCCAAAGUUUUUGUUGGGCUUAAAUCAAAGUGCCAACAUUAAAGUUAAUGACAUGUGUGAAGUUGACAUUGGGCAUGCAGUCGAUGGUGAUGAAGACGUCGUACUAUUUGAUGGUGAAGAAAGGUUGUGUUCUAAUAAUGACAAUGAUGAUCCUUCGGGGUCUAAAACAAAUGAGGUGAAUGGUACAUGUCCAAGAAAUAAGAAGGAUUGUUCUAGUGCACAACCUCUGAGAAAAUCACAAAGAACUCAAGAACAAGGUGGCAGUACCCAGGGAGCAACCCAAGCUCAGCAACUUCCCACAUCACCUACUGAACAACCUGACCUGUUUUGCAGCCCACAUACGGUUGCUGGUUGUGUGGAAACUCCUGCAAGCCCUUCAAGAACGUCACAAAAUCUCAAGCGCAAAAGAGGCCCAACCAAGCUGAAAACCAUUGCUAUAGAUGGAAGUAGUCGGAUUGAAGUUAAGUUUGAUGGGAAUGGUGAACCAAUAGGUGAGGGAUCAGUCAAGUUGUCUUCUUUCUUGGGACCGCUAGUUAGAGAGAUUGUACCAUAUACACUAAAGGAUUGGCGAAAGCUUCCUUCGGCAAUGGCAGAAAUCCUAUGGCAAUCUAUUAAGGUAAGAUUCAAUCUUGAUGAAGAAUGGCAUAGACAAAUGGUUUUCCGGAGAAUGAAUGAAGAUUGGAGAGCCUCAAAGUCGAUAUUAGUAAAAAAAAUAAGAAACGCUUCGAAUGAGGAAGAAAGGCUAAAGCUACAGCCUGAUAACGUCAAAUCGCUACAUGAUUGGAAGGAUUUUGUGAAGGAAAAGACUAGUAAAGAAUUCAAGGUGAAAAGCGAGAACUUUAAAGCUAUGAGAGAGAAACAAUUGGAGCUGCAGCAUACUAUGAGUCGUAAGGGAUAUGCACGGUUGACUGCUGAGCUGAAAGCGAAAAGAAAAGUUGACUCCAUAAGUAGAGCCGUUGUUUGGGCCGAUGGACAUAGAGACAAGAAUGGAAAACCCAAGAACAAGAAAGUUGCACAAAAGAUUGAAGAUAUGGGAAAAAUUGAACGGAAUGGACAGAAUUCAACUAAUCUGAAAGAAGAUGCUGUUUCUAAAGUGCUUGGUGCUGAGAGGAAUGGCCGUGUAAGAACAUUUGGAAAAGGAGUCACUCAAACAAGAUUAACUAUAUUAUCACAAAUGAAUGGUCAAUUUGCUGAAUUACGUAAAGAAAAUGCUCAAAUGAAGUCUCAAAUGUCGGAUAUGAGAAAUACAAUUGACGAGUUCAAGAAAAGCCAAGUUCAGAAUCCGGCAACAACUGAAGCAACACCAACUACACCCCUUGUUUCUCCAUCGGUAACAUGUCAUCCACAGAGUGACAUUACCAAGUGCAAGUUACUAGAUUGGAUGGGGACGGGAGAUGUAGUUGCGGAAGGGCGUUGGGCUUCAAGUGAUCCACAUUCUUGUGCGCAUUGUGUUCCGAUCGGCCCUAAUGCAAUGAAAGUUUGGGUGGAUGUGGCAAAGAAACCUGAAGAGUUUCUGUGGAGGGCUCCAAGUGAUAUGACCUAUAUCGUAGAUGCUGUGGGAAGUACCAUCGCAUGGCCUGCUGACUUUGUUAUUCUGGACUCUUCUUCCCCAGGGUUUAUGGGUUGAUAAAGAAGUGCUGUUGUGACUUUUUGCUGAAGAUGUAGGUAUGAUCUUGCUAGUGUGAUGGCUGUCAUUAUCACUUGGUUGGUUGAAGUUUUUUUGUUGAUACUUAUGGGAUGGAUAGAUUUUGGAAGGACUGUUUUGGUUGAAGCCUUUUUGUUAAUAUUUCGGUGUCAAGGUUUGAACUCCACUUUUGGGAUACAUAGAUGUUUUGGAAGGCUUUUUUGUUGAUAUUUGGUAACAAGGCUUGUACUCCACUUUCGGGAUACACGGAUAUUUUGGAAGGCCUUUUUGUUGAUAUUUGGUGGGCUUGUAUAUACUAGUAGAUAGAAAUGGUGGAAGGACAUUUAGUAUAUUGAAUUUCUUUUGUAAUGGUAAUCGCUUUAAUGUUUGGAAAUAUUUUGUUGGUUUUGUAUG
Rhododendron vialii is the source of this 5623-nucleotide messenger RNA. RefSeq lists its product as uncharacterized. The record is from RefSeq and is a predicted model, not a curated record. The transcript is spliced from 15 exons. NCBI's taxonomy places the organism in Eukaryota, Viridiplantae, Streptophyta, Magnoliopsida, Ericales, Ericaceae. The coding region runs from base 311 to 5212 and encodes 1633 amino acids.